AAAAAAAACGAAAUUUCUCGCAGAGACUGAUAUGUGGCUGUUGAAGAAGCAAUAUUCUUUACUUCACUCCGAAUCUUCACUUCCCCGAGUCUCCAGCAAUGGGUGAAACGGAUUCUUUCUUCUCGAACAAAUCUGCGAAGAUUUUUGUAGCAGGCCACCGAGGCCUGGUUGUUUCAGCCAUAGUCCGCAAACUCCAAUCUCUGGACUUCACCAACAUUGUUGUACGCACCCACGCCGAUCUGGACCUCACCCGCCAAGCCUACGUCGAAUCCUUCUUCGCCGCUGAGAAGCCUCAGUACGUGGUACUAGCAGCCGCGAAAGUCGGAGGAAUCCACGCCAACAACACCUACCCGGCCGAUUUUAUCUCCAUCAACCUCCAAAUCCAGACCAAUGUCAUCGAUUCCUCUUACCGCCACGGCGUCAAGAAAAUCCUCUUCCUCGGAUCCUCCUGCAUUUAUCCCAAAUUUGCGCCGCAACCCAUCCCUGAAAACGCGCUCUUAUCCGGUCCGCUCGAGCCCACCAACGAAUGGUAUGCGGUUGCCAAGAUCGCGGGGAUCAAAAUGUGCCAAGCUUACAGAAUCCAGCACGUGUUCGACGCUAUUUCCGCUAUGCCGACCAAUUUGUACGGCCCCAAUGAUAAUUUUCACUCGGAUAAUUCCCACGUUUUACCCGCUUUGAUGAGGAGAUUCCAUAAGGCCAAAAUGGAAGGAGCGAAAGAAGUUGUUGUUUGGGGGACAGGGAGUCCGUUGAGGGAAUUCUUACACGUGGACGAUCUAGCUGACGCUGUGAUUUACUUGAUGGGGAAUUACAGUGGAUUAGACCAUGUGAAUGUAGGUAGUGGGAAAGAGGUUACCAUUAAGGAAUUAGCUGAGUUGGUGAAGGAAGUUGUUGGCUUUGAAGGGGAGCUUAUUUGGGAUACUUCGAAGCCUGAUGGGACUCCUAGGAAACUCAUGGAUAGCUCAAAGCUUGCUUUAUUGGGGUGGAAUGCCAAGAUCUCAUUGAAAGACGGGCUUGUCGACACUUACAAAUGGUACUUGGAGAACGUCAAGCAAUGAUGCAGGUGAUAUUGGUGGUUUGUUCCUUGAUGAAUUUUUUGAUCGGGGUAUUUGUUGUUUUGUGAUUUUGUCAAUUACUCUAUUAUUGUUGCUGCUAUUGCUAUGUUUGUAUGUGCCAUUGAAUAAUUUGAGGUUAGUUAUGUACCAAUUAUCUGGCAUCCUAGUUGAGCAUGAGGAAUUCCUUUACAAUAAAUUGGACUGAACUUUCUAUCGGGGAAUUGACUUUAAUUUU
This is a messenger RNA of Hibiscus syriacus, 1287 nucleotides long. RefSeq names its product putative GDP-L-fucose synthase 2. Gene Ontology annotation, biological process: nucleotide-sugar biosynthetic process. The record is from RefSeq and is a predicted model, not a curated record. The transcript has 2 exons. Lineage: Eukaryota; Viridiplantae; Streptophyta; Magnoliopsida; Malvales; Malvaceae. Bases 99 to 1055 code for a protein of 318 amino acids. Gene Ontology annotation, molecular function: GDP-L-fucose synthase activity.